AUGCUCGCGGUGGAUUGCUCAAAUACGGAAAGCAGCGCCUUCUCGUGCACGGCCUUGGCGAUCACUAUCAACCGCUCAUCCGAUGGGGCGCAAUGGGCGGGGGAUCCGGGCGACAGACAGCACUCUACAUGGCGAGAAGGGACAGAGAAGAGGAGAUGCGGCUCGGGAAGACGCUGCUGGGUCGGUGACAUUAGAUUUCUGGAGGUAGUGGAGGUAGUGGAGGUAGUGCAGGUAGUGGAUCCAAGGCUUGAGAUCGAGGGGAGGUCGGGACUCGGGUGUGGCCAAGGAUAUCGACUGGGGAGGUGGCCGAAUCAGAGGCGGACGGAAGAACAAAGCAGCGCAGCACAGGGCGGCCAGGGGGCGAGAGCCGGCCGUCGCCACGACGCGGAGGAGGCAAGAGGCGGGUGUGAUAUUAACAGACUCACCCAAUUGAUCGCCUUCGGCCAGGACCGUCAGGGUAUCGCGCAUCUCAGUGGUUCUCAGUGGUUCCCACUGGCGGUGGCGAGCGAGAGGCUCCUACGUGCUCCUAUUGGCGAGCGAGGGGACGUUGUGCUGCAAAUCCAGGAUUCCAGUGAGCAAAGGGCAAAGUCCUGCGCACUGCAGAUGGCCCCGCCGGCCAAGGUUCACAAUGCAACGACAUGCUUGCCGACCGCCACCACAGGAUCUGAGGAUCCCAAGUCUCUGGGAAUGAGAUCGCCCACAUUCUUGACAUUCUUGGCCCGCUCCAAUGGUGUGUCUUCCGUGCAGGUUCGGGGUGAUCUUCGCCAUGCUGGAGACUUCACACGCUUAAGAUCCUUCGAUCAGCACCUUCAUCUGCGAUCCCUUGCUGUCUCCAGGUGCCCAGGACAGGACGAAUGCCCUGGAUGCUCGUCAUUUACGCGUCGACAUUGGCUUGCGCGCCUCAAGUCCAGUGAUGUAAACUGCAUGAUGACCAGUCAAGUUGCACCGGCCCGUAGAGUUCACUCGAGCCUAUUCAUGAGCGUUGAGCCUUGUGCAAUUGGCAAGGGGUUCAAGAAUAGAACAGCCCACGGGACGGGAGCCUGA
Molecule: messenger RNA, 1044 nt
Organism: Hyaloscypha bicolor E
Lineage: Eukaryota; Fungi; Ascomycota; Leotiomycetes; Helotiales; Hyaloscyphaceae
Exons: 5
Coding region: 1-1044 (347 amino acids)
Source: RefSeq, a predicted model, not a curated record